Phytophthora nicotianae INRA-310 is the source of this 612-nucleotide messenger RNA. RefSeq lists its product as hypothetical. Gene Ontology annotation, cellular component: TIM23 mitochondrial import inner membrane translocase complex; mitochondrial inner membrane. Lineage: Eukaryota; Oomycota; Peronosporomycetes; Peronosporales; Peronosporaceae. Bases 1 to 612 code for a protein of 203 amino acids. Gene Ontology annotation, molecular function: transmembrane protein transporter activity. The transcript has a single exon. The record is from RefSeq and is a predicted model, not a curated record. Gene Ontology annotation, biological process: protein import into mitochondrial matrix.
AUGUUCAAUUUAAGUCUAGUUCAAAGUUUGAGUUGCAUUGUUGAAAAAACCAACUUGACUAUGGUACUUGGUGUGGUGGAUCCGUCUUCCUUAUUGUUGCCUCCCAAGGGUGAACGCCAUGACAAACGCCUGCCACAAACCUCAAAAGCUCGAUUGCAACGUAUUUGCCGCUCGGUGGCUGACUCCACCGGCUCGGGGUUCGUCUAUGGCACCAUGUUUGGGUCAGUUCUGGCGGUGGUGGAAGGAAUGCGAACAGCUCCAAAGCAUCAGAGGCUUAACGGUGCAUUGCAUCAUGCCAAGGUCUUCGUACCAGAAACGGCGGGUCGAAUUGCAAUGGUCACGUGUUUGUUUCGAGUCGCAGCGUUUGGGAUCGAGGAGCUUCGCGAUAAGAGAGAUAUGUGGAAUACGUUGAUGGCUGCACCUGUUGCAGGGGCGAUGGUGAAGGUUCGACAAGGACCGAAGGCGGCGUUGAAUAGUGCGAUUGUGUUCGGAAGCUUCGCAGCAGUGGUGGUCGCGUUUAAUUUGAUGGAGGCGAAGCUGAUGCACGAGAAAAGUUCGCCAGAAGAGGUACUGGAAGAGAUCGCGUUUGCAGAGGAAAUGACUGACUGUUAG